This is a messenger RNA of Frankliniella occidentalis (western flower thrips), 4901 nucleotides long. RefSeq lists its product as uncharacterized. NCBI's taxonomy places the organism in Eukaryota, Metazoa, Arthropoda, Insecta, Thysanoptera, Thripidae. The coding region runs from base 191 to 3154 and encodes 987 amino acids. The transcript has 5 exons. The record is from RefSeq and is a predicted model, not a curated record.
UUUUCUUUGCUCAAACCUCUGAAACGUUCUGAAUACUGAAUAGUUGUUCACCAGGUGAGGAUAAACGAUGAAAAUGUAUUCCUUAUGUCUAGACUAGUGAUGUAUGUGAUCGCUAGAACAUAAAACCCUAAUUGUAAGUCAUUUGUAGAGCCUGUUACUGUUUUUUUACAGUAUCGUGAAUUGUUCCAACAUGAGUGCUGCGAUGGGUGGUGAUCAAACUGAUGACACGGGCGACAAUGGCGGGAAAAAGGAAAAAAUCCCAAGAAAAAAGCAUAAAAUUCCGCACAGAAGACGAUAUACUCGUAUCAAAAAAGCAAAACAACGCCCCAAUAACCCCACUAUUGAGAAUGCCGUCGAGGAAGAUAUUCAUGAGGAACCUCUUGAUUUGGAUGUUGUCAUAAGUGCUGAGGUUUGUUCAUCUCCACUCUCAACAAGUGAGCAUGAUUAUGCCAGGCCUGCCAGUGCCACUCCAACUGUGAGCCGCCCAGAUUCCACUAUGAGCCGGUCUUCUUCUAGCUUCAGUCGUCCUGGCAGUAGUUUGAGUGGCUGUGAUAAAAAUCUGUCCGUAUCACUGCCUGAUCUCUCAGAGGAUAACUCAAUGAGUGACAGUUUGUUGUUUAGCCCGAUAUCCAGUGAUUCUUGCUACAGCCCAAGUCCACAGCCACCAUCUACACCUCAGAAGGAAUCUGAGGCAAUGUUUCACCCUCCACUUCCACCACCUGAUAUCCUUAGCCACCUCUUAUUAGGAGUCAGAAACAAGCUGCUAUUGAUGCUGCCUAAUUUCUUUACACCAGUUGUGGACAACAAAGGAAUUCAUGUUCUCAUGAUUGGACGUAGAGAGUCCAAAGCAGUACAGAGAGAUGUAUUUGUUUCAUCAAGUGGUGUUGUGCGCAUCGAGGUGCAUGGAAAGCCUUAUUCAAGUGUGUCAAUCCUUCAAGAUGUAAUGCCUCCGAAGCCUCUCCUCACUGAGGAGGACACUGGUUACUUUUUAGAUAGAAUCUCUCAAAUAGUGAACAAAGUACGUCUUUUAGAAAUUUGUGCUGGUAUGGACAGUGUUGAAUUUAAGGAUGCCUGGGAUGUUACUUGCAAUGGUGUUUCUGAAAGUGAUGUGUUUAAAGAGUGCAGAUACAGGGAGACCUAUAGAUCAAAUAAAUGUUCAUUGCUGCUGCCUGCUAAAUUUUGGAGAUGCAAGGAAUGCACCAAGCUUCAACCAAUUUUAAAAAGAAGAAUGGAAUUUCUGCAGAAGGAAGAGGUUCAUGAAAAUACCAACACUCGGUACUUAUCAGAUCAACAGAAAGACAACAGAUUGGCAAGCAAGCAGAAAACCAUCAAAAAACAGAGCAUAACCAUAGGUAGGCUUCAGAAGAGGAUGCAAGAAUUAAUUGCAAGAAAAGGUGUAAAAGUUGAGAAAGAGUUAUCUGAUGACCUCACUGAAAUUUUGCAGUCUUCCAAUCUAAGUAUUUCUCAUUCUUUGUUUCUUCAACAACAACUUAAAGCUGUUAAUGCUAAGAAGAGUUGUGGCAUGAGGUGGCACCCCACCAUGAUUAGACUUGCAUUAUCAAUUUACCUUAAAUCUCCAAGUGCUUACAGAUCACUCACUGAGAGUGGGUUCAUUAAACUUCCAACAGCACGCACCCUCUUUGAUUAUUCGCAUGCCACCAAAAUUAAGCAAGGAAUCGACACAACUGUAUUGGAAAAUAUUGCCAAGCAAGUUGCUGUAGAAGAGAAGUCACGUAAGCAGUACCACACAUUAAUGGCUGAUGAAAUGCACAUCAGCAAAAAUCUGGUAGUACAAAAAUCAACUGGAGAAAUCAUAGGUUUCACUAACUUGGAUGAGUUGGACAAGGAGGUGAAGAUCCUUGAUUCAUACCUUGACAAUCCAGACAAGGUUGUGGAGGAAGAAAUGGCUUCAAAAAUAAUGGCAUUUAUGGUGAGAGGCAUUUCCAGUAGGGUGAAAGAUGUAAUUGCCUCAUAUCCUGUUUCUAAUCCAUCAGCUAGACAGAUGUACAUUUGGACUUGGGAUAUAAUAGGAGCCCUAGAAAAGAGUGGAGUGCGAGUGAUUGCAUUCACAUGUGAUGGAGCCCCUACAAACCGAGCAUUUUUCAAGCUGCAUAAACCAGUGACAGUAUUGGACUCAAAAGUAAUUUUUGACACUGUAAAUAAGUUUGCCCCAAACAGAGUGCUGUACUUCUUCUCAGAUGUGCCUCAUCUUCUCAAGACAACUCGGAAUGCAUUAUUCAACUCAAGACCUGGAAAGAAAGGUACCCGCUGCCUCAGGAAGAAUGGCCAGACACUAGUGUGGGACACUAUUAUCAGACUGUAUUUAUCCAAAAAGGAUGCAACUCUAAGGAAGUCGUACAAACUAAAUGCGCAGUCUGUGUUUCCUGAUUCAUACAGCAAAAUGAAAGUACACCUAGCUGCUUCAGUAAUUAGUAAGACUGUUGCUAAUGAUAUUUCUAGUCAACAGUGGCCAAAUACUAGUAAAUUAGUAGACUUUCUAUUGAAAACAAACAAUUGGUUUGAUCUUUUGAAUGGUGCAUCAACUUCACAUGGUGCAAGAAAAAAUAAUAGACGACUAGAUCCCUACACCCAGUCAGACCUAGAUGACUUCAAGAAUAAUUCACCAACUUCUCGAUUCAAGGAACUUUUUGACUAUUUGGACUACCUAAAUGCAUGGGAGGAAGAAAUAACUCAGAAGAAGCUGCAAGGGGCAAACAUGUCAAUGAUGAGUGAGCUUGGAGUACAACAACUCGAAGAAGUCAGUUUUCAUGCUCUAGAAGAAAGCAAGAAUGAAGAAAGUGAGUUUGAUUCCAAAUGUCUUCUUCCUCACCAGACUCUGCUUGGAAUCGAAAUGUCAACUAGGGCAUUCGUGGGUGCAGUCUCUUUCCUUAUUGGAGAGGGCAUUUCCUUUGUAAAUGCCCGUAGUUUCUGCCAGGACCCACUUGAACAAAAUUUUGGUAAGCAGAGGCAAGGUGGAGGUGGCAGUUCUGCUCCAAAUGUUCAGCAAUAUUAUUUUAAACAAAGAAAUAUUAGUACUAUUGGACAACUUGCUGCAGCUAAGAGGAAUGCUGGUAACACUGAGAUUGUGAAUGAAGGUAACAAUAUUUCUUCUGAACCUCUCCCUAAAAGAAAAUAUGUAAGGGGCAAAAAAUAGUGUAUUCUUGCAACUACCUAAAUCUUUAGUUAAGUACUAAAGUGUAUCUUUGUACCUGUUGUGUUGUGUGCCUAAUAAUAUCAACAUUGCUUUGUACCAUUAUUAUCCCUGUGUGUGUUCACAGUGAAUCUCUGUAUGUGUGUAUUAAUUUAAUUGUUGUUUAUGAAUAUAUUUAUGUAAGAUUGUAAUACUGCUGGGUACCUGAUGUAGUGGUUAUUUCUUGCUAGUUUGUUUUCACAUUCUGAAAUAGGAAUAAAUAUCACUGAAAAUGUUCAUAUUAUUUUGUUAUUAUUUCUUUAAAUUAACCAUUGCAAACAAUCAAAAUAUAGGCAGCAAACGUAAGGUGACACAGAACAGUCUGAACAAGCACUAAAAUCAUAUCACAUAGUAAUUGGUAGGAUCAUUACCAUAAGACCCUCUAUCAGAAUCACAUAUAAAUCACAAUUUCAAUUAGAUUAAAUAAUAUUCAAAGCUGUAAACACACAAAGGAACUGGAUAAAUUAUUCACAAACUUAGCACUAAAUAUCUGAUGUGAGAAGCUUUGGCACUUAUGACAAACAUCUUAAUGCAAUAAUUCUAUUGACUUACUAUAAAAAUUAAACUUCAACACAAAUGAAAAAAAAAGAGAUUAAGAAUAAUGUUACAAUAUCUUAUGUAGCUUUGGUAAAGUAUCACGACUUAGAAGUAACAGUCUUGUCACUUGAAGAUCUAGGUGCAACUUGGGAACGUAAAGGGAGUGAUGCUUCACCCUUCUUUCGGAUGGAAUUUAACAUUCGCUGAGCUUUGCCUACUGUAAAAGUUUGACAAAAUGACUCAACAAGCCCUGACAUUAAAUUAAAAGACUCACUUUCUGGGAUAUAAUCAUUCACAGCAUCAUCCCACAGCAGAAUCACACCAGACUGACUCACUUGAUCAAUAACAUCUUGAUAGUCUACCUUUCUUUUGGAUGUUUGCUUCUCAAGUAUCCCUACAACACCACAGAAAAAGUCAUACACUAGACCACUGACAUAUAGUAAUUUCCCUCUAUUUUGAGCAUCUGUCCACCCUUUCACAUGUGCUGGAGGUCCUGGAUUUGUAUCACUUUCAAGCAGUCUUUCCUUAAUAACCAUCUGAACAUUUCUCCAACCUUUGUCCUUAGGAAACCGUUUUGCCUUCUCAUUAAGUGCAUGCAUCUUAGCACCAGCAAUGUAGUACAAGGACUCAAGAUAGUCAUUAUCUACUGCUUGCAUUCCAGUCUCCAAAGUUAGAGGUGCUGGAACGGUACUUCUAACACACUGACUUACAAAUACAAUUAUGUAGUAAACAAGGAAAAAAACAUAGUCAGCUAUAAAGAACUGAACCAUUUCUUCAUCAGCUGAAGCAACGCACACAUCAAAAAGGGAACAGAGGUGUUGUCUUUCAGGAAGAUCGGAGAGAAAAUGUUCAGCAUUUUUCUGGAGGAUUGCAGUUAAUGCUGAGGGUAGGAGGAAUCUUGAACCUUGAAGGCCUUUGGUCAAUGCACUGUGAAUAAUAUUUAGAAAUUGAUUCCACUCAUCUAAAUCACCCAAAUUGAUAUGACAGCCAAUCAACUGUUGAAUAAAUUCCUUGUACUGCUGGCCUUUCACAAAGCAAGCUUCAUUUGAGUUCAGCUUGUAUAGUGCAUUCCCAAAGUUGUCACACAGAUGCUCCAAUAUUUUCUCCAGUUGGGGAUACUUUGACGCUUGUUCUGGGGUAAAAAAAAUGUGUGUCAAUAUUUUCACAAAAAAAA